AUGGCGGCACGCAGGGCACCGGUGCGGAUGCCAACCCAAGGCCGCUCCCCGCCCACCAGCGCCGCCGAAGUCCACCAGCAGCACCAAGCCGCCCAAGCGGCGCAAGCGGCGCAACAAUCCUCCCAGCAAGACGCGCUCUCCGUGCUCCUCGUCACCGCCGGAUACGACCACACCAUCCGCUUCUGGGAAGCCUGGUCCGGCAUCUGCUCGCGCACCAUCCAACAUCCCGACUCGCAGGUCAACCGACUCUCCAUCAGUCCUGACAAACGCUUCCUUGCAGCGGCGGCUAACACCCACAUCCGACUCUACGACUGUUCAAUAGCCUCGCCGGCCUCGAUCGCUGCUGCGAAUGCUGCUGCUGGUGGUGGUGGAGGCGGGUCGGGCAGCAAUGCGAGCGCGCCCGCUCAACCCAUUGCGACGCUCGAAGGUCACCAGGGCAACGUGACGGGCAUUGCGUGGCACUGCGACAUGCAGUGGCUCGUCUCAGGUGGUGAAGAUGGUCUGCUCAAGAUUUGGGAUUUGCGUACAUCACGCGCGACACGGAUCUACGACCAUCGCGGACCGGUGAACGAUGUGGUGGUACACCCGAAUCAGGGCGAGCUGGUGAGCUGCGAUCAGAACGGCAGCGUCAAAGUGUGGGAUCUCGGGCAGAACGGAUGCUCUCACGAACUGGUCCCUGAAGAAGGAGUGCCAAUUCGAUCCGUGACGGUCGCCGCCGAUGGAAGCUGUUUAGUGGCGGGCAACAAUACGGGCAAAGUGUACGUCUGGAGGUUUAUCAACGGUGUCUAUGAUGCACAACAACAGCCUGGGCCAUCACCAGCAGGCGGAGACUUCACAGAGCUUCAACCAGUGACAACGUUUCAGGCGCACGAAAAGUACCUCACACGAGUGCUGCUCAGUCCGGACGUCAGGCAUCUGGCAACGUGCUCAGCGGAUGCAACCGUCAAGAUCUGGUCCACGUCGCGGUACGAGUUUGCGCUGGAAAAGACCCUCGUGGGGCAUCAGCGCUGGGUGUGGGAUGCGGCGUUCAGCGCAGAUUCGGCGUAUCUGGUGACUGCUUCUUCGGAUCACGUGGCAAGGCUGUGGGAGCUGGCGUCGGGAGAGACGGUGAGGCAGUACAACGGACAUCAUCGGGCGGCGGUGUGUGUCGCGUUGAACGAUGCGUCUUUGGGUGGGCCACCAUGCUUCGGUCAUCGGCGAUCACCGCGAGCUUUCGAGCGAGACAACAUGAGCGGUAGCAGCGGUGGUAAGGGCUCAGGCCCGUCCGGUUCGAUCUCGUCCACCUUCCCCGGACUGAAAGCCGAGCUGGAGCGGUCCAAGGCAUCCUCCUCGUCCUCUUCGAAACGCAAGGCUUCUUCGAUCGACGAGCUUCGCAAGCCGUCCAAGAAGCUCUCCUCGGUAUUCCUUGACGGCUCUUCGAGCAAGAAGGCGCGCGAUGAAGGGUCAAGCCGGAAGGAGCGAACCUCUGCCGACCCGGAAGCGUCCUUCGAGCGCAUCCGUACGAACCUGGAACGCAAGGCGCGCAUCUACGAUCAGCUGCACGCAGGCAAGUAUGCAGGGUUCACAUCUGCCGAGUUGGACGAAGGAAGCAUCGAUUGGACUCGUAAGCGGGCCGAGCCACAACCCCGCUCUCGGUCUCCCUCACCCACCCCACGGGGAGGAGAGGAGAUGGUGGAGUACGAAGAUGAGUUCGGUCGCACGCGCACCGCCCCGCUCAGCGAGGUACCGCGCGAAUUCCUGCCAGAACGCUACGGAGGAGAUCGCGAGGAAGAUCGAGAAGAGGUGGAUAAUGCCGUUUAUGGUCCAAGCACGAGCUUCCCUGUGUACGAUCCGAGUACGAGGCGAAGGGAGAAAGAGGAGACGCAGAGCAAAAGGUUCGAUGCCGAGUUCGAUAAUCGACAUCGCGGGGCAGCGUUCUUCAAGUUUUCCAAGGAGGAGGGUGAGAGGCGCGGGCAGAUGGAGCAGUUGGCGGAAUUGAGGAGGGAGACUAUGGAAAGGCGGCAGGGUCGGUAUGGCAGCCAAGCAGGGCCAAGGUCAGCUGGCAGAGGUGAAUCGGGAGACUAG
This is a messenger RNA of Kalmanozyma brasiliensis GHG001, 2064 nucleotides long. Its product is annotated as Protein of unknown function DUF4078. Lineage: Eukaryota; Fungi; Basidiomycota; Ustilaginomycetes; Ustilaginales. Gene Ontology annotation, cellular component: TORC1 complex; TORC2 complex. Bases 1 to 2064 code for a protein of 687 amino acids. The record is from RefSeq and is a predicted model, not a curated record. Gene Ontology annotation, biological process: regulation of actin cytoskeleton organization; TOR signaling. The transcript is spliced from 2 exons. Gene Ontology annotation, molecular function: protein binding.